Messenger RNA from Aspergillus luchuensis, 336 nucleotides. RefSeq lists its product as uncharacterized. The transcript has 2 exons. NCBI's taxonomy places the organism in Eukaryota, Fungi, Ascomycota, Eurotiomycetes, Eurotiales, Aspergillaceae. The record is from RefSeq and is a predicted model, not a curated record. Bases 1 to 336 code for a protein of 111 amino acids.
AUGGACUGUGAUCGUGAGGAUGAUGUAGGUGGUCGUGUGCUUUCUUUUGCCUUUUCGGGCUCCGCUUAUUCCCCGAAUUCUCCUCAUCUGCACACCCUCGUUCCUGCUACGUACCAACCUCCCCCAUAUUUCUGUUUUUGUCCAUCACAUUCUCCUUUUACAUCGCUGGAUCCUUUCCUUUCCUCACAACACCCUCUUCCCUGUCGCUUGUUAUCCAUCACUCAACUCUCUGUCGCUUUCUCCACUCAAUUAAUGACCCGUCGACAGCCUCGGGUACUUGCAGUUCGAUUCCCUGCCGACGGAAAGAGCCAUUCCAUGCAGCAGACCUGCUUCUAG